AUUGAAUUAUUACUUAAAUAUUUAGGAAAUGACCAAAGUUUUUGUGUUAGGCCUCUUAAUCUUAUCAAUAGUGAUGGGCCACAAUCACCCCAUGGUUGGAGUGAUAACUUAUCCAGGUUCUCCAGGAGAAGUAGACUCUACAUCAUAUAUUCAGGCAGAAACUGUCAAAUUUGUUGAGAGCACAGGUGCGAGAAAUGUUGCUAUUAAGUACGACCAAAAUUGGAUAACCUCUUCUGAAGAACUUGAUAAUCUGAAUGGUAUUAUCCUUCAAAACUCUUUUAAUGGGGCUUAUAAUAAAGAUGAGACUUAUGAAAGUGUACUCUUAAAUGCAUACCUAUAUGCAGAGGCCAAAGCUGAUGACCAGGAUAUAUUCCCUCUGAUGGCAAGUGGAGUAGCUGCUUUGCAAUUAAGUGAGAUUCUUAGUUCUUCUCAAGAUUUGUCUCAAUAUACUAUUGAAAUUGAUGCACUUGAUCUUGUAACUGACUUAGAAUUUACCAAAGAUGCAUCCCUUUAUCAAAAUAAUAUGGCUCCAGUCACUUUGACUAUGGCGAGUAUUAGCGAGAAGUUCAUAAGAUCAGCAUCCAAUGGAGGUGUUGCUUAUUUCAAUCAAGAUAAAGGAAUUACAAUUGAAUCUUUUAAAAAUGAUGAAUUUAUUUCCAACAGCUUUGAAAUAGUUGCUACAGCAAAAGAUAGGCAAGGAACAGAAUUCAUUGCUCUUCUCGUUGGCAAAGAAGUCCCAGUAAUUCUUUCAUUUGUACUUCCUGAAUCUAUCUACAACUUCUACCCUGAGACAAAUGUACCUCAUUCAACUGAGGCCACAAAGUUCUCUAUAGAUUUCUCUAAAAUCUUCACUGACCUCACAAAGAAAAACGACCAGACAUACGGUAGUACCGAGACAGAGUAUUCUAAGAAUCUGUAUAACCUAGAGUUGACCACUACAGUUGGGCCUGAAUUCCAGACUUUCUAUUUCUAAAUCUAAAGGCUCAAUUUAGC
Molecule: messenger RNA, 993 nt
Organism: Moneuplotes crassus
Lineage: Eukaryota; Ciliophora; Spirotrichea; Euplotida; Euplotidae
Source: the annotation of a GenBank genome assembly